This is a messenger RNA of Bursaphelenchus okinawaensis, 231 nucleotides long. The record is from the annotation of a GenBank genome assembly. NCBI's taxonomy places the organism in Eukaryota, Metazoa, Nematoda, Chromadorea, Rhabditida, Aphelenchoididae.
AUGAAUAUUAAAGUAAAGAUUUGGACUGCCAGUUGUCCUCUCCAAGCCCAUCAAGUAGCCAUACUCGGAAUCCCAUUCGAACCAAGCUACGUUUCAGAUGCCAUGAACAACCCAGUAGGUGACAAGAUGACGUUCGUCGACAGAUUCUGGAACCUGGUCAGACUCUACAACAUGUACCACAUGUUCACAGAUAUAGCAAGAUGCCAAACUCAAACAGAUGUACGGUCCUGA